GUGAUCGCACGCGCGGCAUAGCUGUCCCCGUCUUGUUUUCAGUCAGUGUCGCGCGCGCGCCGCGCCAACUGUGCGCGAGUGUACAUUAUGCCUCUAUACUCCGAUCACAUAAUAUCGAACAUGUAUUACAGUGGUUCCCCCUACACCAGUCCCUACAGUUCCCCCUACUCGAGCUCCAUAUCGCCAUACGGAUCGUUCAGUGCCUCGUAUUUGAAUCCCGGCGGAAAUUAUAGCUCCCAUUCGUCGAUAACCGGAUACACCCGAACGCCGCUUACGUCGAGAUGGAUCACGAGCGGCGGCAGGUCCUACUCGCCGAUGCUGAGUACGAUCUCCGAGAAGGGGUCCUCGAGCCCGGUCCGAAUCAACAGUCCGCGACGGACCCCGAUAUCCAGCAGAAGUUACAUGCCGAGCACCUACACGCCGAGACCCAUCAAUAUCAACACGGCCGACAUUGACGUGUCGAAGGACAGAUAUCAAUCUAAAUUAAGAGAUUUGAGUUCUCACUCGUCGUCGUCGUCGUCGAUAAGUGAUGAGCGAAAUUCCAGUAGCGAGCAAAAUAAAAAAGAAUCUAGUCCGGCGACUCCGGAUGUCGAGAAGAAACCCAAUGUUGGAAUCGACUCUUCCCCUGGCCGGAUGCGGUCUACUAUCAAACGCGAUCGCACGGUCGUUAGACUGCAUACUAUUAAACGUAAGGACCGUGAUUCUCCUCGCAAACCCCCAGAAAUUUCGGAGUCACAAAACAAAAGAAAUGAUCUUGAAAAUGAGAAGCCAUUAGAAGCUAUGAAAUGGCGGGAAAAACUCGCAAGUGAUCUCACAUAUAAUGUCAAGAAAGAUAAGAAAACAUUAGGCGCUAAGCUUGUAGAGAAAUUUAAAAUCAAGGAUGACGCUAGUGAAAUAAAUGCAAAUAAAAUAGAGAAAGCUUUAUUAGAUACGAAUAUUGAAAAUCAAAAUACAUUAAACGUUAAUAGCAGUAAGUUUUCAAGGCGUUGCUCAAUGGAAUUAUUAGCUGAACAAGCGUCUUUGUUAGAUUCAUUAAUACAAAAUGAAAAUCUUAUCACCGUUCCUUUAGAUAUUAGUAAAAUAGGAGUAGAUACUUCUCAAAAGAAUGAGAAUUUAGAGUUUUCAAAGAAACGUAAGUUAUCCGAAAAACGGAAUGAACUUAGUACAACGAAAUCAGACCAUUCUUUACAUACUCGUGUUUUAAACGAUAAUGACAAAGGAUUGAGUGAUGCGAUAUCAAUAAAUAAAAGAAGGAGUUUGAAGAAGUCAUUAUCUGGAGGCAGUAUUUGUAGAUUAGACUGUAUUUCUGAACUGCCCAAAAUUGAAAUGUCAGUAAAAAUACAUAAAAUCGAGGAAAAUAAAACAAAAUUAAAACCAAAAAUAACAUCUUCUGUAGAAGUUACCGAUCCACCUAGCCCUAUUAAGUUCUAUGUUGAAAAUGUAACUGUUGAAGAAAUACCGAAACAGCAAAAGAAAGAUAUAAUAUUUUCAAGCUCUAUUGACAGUGAAGAUACUCAUAGUAAAAUUACACCGCAACAUCGAAAGAGUAUUAAAUCUAAGAUUAGACCAAAACCACAUAAUUCUCUUCAAAGUGAUAAUACUGUUAGCGCAGAAGAAGAUGACUGUGAUAAUUUUUGGGACAAAAUUGGUAAAAGAGAAACUGUUUAUUUAAUGCAAAGAAAAGACAAUUUAACAAAAGAGAAAAAUAAGCGCUUUCUAUACUGGUGUCCUGAAGACGAGGAAGAAAUUACUAUUAUUGAUGAUAAGAUCCUCCCACCUUUAGAUUUAAUAGUCGAACAUAAUGUUGAAAAUGACGAUAAAAAAGAAGAGGACUUAGAUUUAGUAGUCAAAGAUAUUGUUGAGAAAAAAGAUGAAAAAGAAGAAGACAUGUCUCACAUUUUAACGAAUAAUCAAGAUUUUCACGAAGAAAAUGAGAAUAAUUUACAUGUUUUACAAACAGUGCCUCAUAGUGUGAACGAAACAAAAAUAGCUGUUGACCCGCAACAAAAUAUAAAAGAAAACAACUUAAGUACAGAACCUUUUCUUGAUGUUGAAGAAGACAAAAUAUAUGUAGACUCAACAAAAACCAUAGAUAAAAUUAAAGAGCCAGUAUCAGAAAGAGAGCCUGAACAUCUAUUAUCUGAAAAUGAGUCAAAUAAUGAAAAUAAAUCCAUUGUUUCCUAUGUAGAAAGUGAAAGUAAAAAUAUAUCGCAGAAUCAAGAUGGUGUAAUAAUACCUAUUGAAAAAAUGUUUACUGUACAAGUAACGCCUGUCAACGAUGUAUCAAAAGACUUAAUUGAUGAAAAGAGUGUGGAAGUUAAGGAAAAUAAAAUUAAAUCUAUGAAAAAGAAAACUAAAAGCAAAAACAAAAUUAAUAAGGAUUCUAGUAAUACAGAUUCCACAUCUGUUAAAAGAAAAACUAAAAAAAUAUUAAAAUCGAUUGCUAAAAAUGUUAAAGAGAACCAACAGUCUGAAGAGAAAGAAAUAUGUGAAAAAUGUAAAAAAGAAUUAGAUAAUGAUAAAAAUUCAGAUUCAAAUAAAAAUAUAGAUACUACAAAUUUAGACAGGGUGAAGGAUGAGCAAAAUCAAAAUACAGUCGAAAACAAGGAAAUUUCGCAAGAUACAUGCAUUAAGCCAUCAGACGAAGAAAAUUCUGGUAUACAAAUUGAGGAACCCACUAAAAGUUUAUGUAGUGAAAAUCAAAAACUUGGGGUUGAUUUGACACAAGUUAGUGAUGAAAUUGCAGCAUCAACUGUUAUUAACGAUUUAUGUAGUACGAGCGGAGCAACUUGUUUUGUUAACAAUAACCUUAAAGAAAUUAAGAGCUCUACCUCUAAUGAAGCAGUUCAUGGAAAAGGAGAAGAUAAGUUAGUUAAUAGAAGUUCACCUAAUGUGCCGACAAAUACGCCGGUCGCCACCAAAAAACCAGUCAAAAUAGAAAAGGCGCCUAUAAUGCUUAUUGCAAAGCCAAAACCGCUCCAAAAGAAAGUUCCGCAAAUCAUACAUUCCUCCUCAUCAUCAGAAAGCUCCGAUGAUGAGUCUGAAGAUGAAAGUGAGUCGAGUUCUGAUUCUGAAGAAUUCUUUGAAUGUGAAACCAACGUCGACGGAAGAACCUCGACUGGGUCUAGUGACUCCGGGUUUGAUUCGUCAGUUCCUACAUCGCCUGCUGGAUUUUUCCACGUGAAAAAAGACUGUGAUGUGAACUGCCAUCGAAAAUGUGAAAAGUUGACGGCUAAUUUGUGUGGGGUAAACCAGCGCCUACUGGUGGAGGCUUUAGCUUCCCGGACUACUUCCAAGCGAGGUGGCGACAGUCCCAGCACAUCAGGCAGUGCGCCUGCGCAAAACUAUACCCCAGAACUCCUAGAGAAAGAAUUAGAGAACUCGAUGGCAUACGAUCUGUUCCGGAAGACGGGUCGGUUCACGCCGCCCGCGCGCUCCAUCCCCCGCUUCAGGAAAUACACUAUUGAGGACUUCCAAUUCAUCAAGGUGCUGGGGAAAGGCAGCUUCGGAAAGGUGAUGUUAGCGGAACUGCGGGAGACAGAGUACUAUUAUGCGGUGAAGUGUUUGAAGAAGGAUGUCGUGUUGGAAGACGAUGAUGUUGAGUGUACCCUCAUAGAGAGGAAGGUGCUCGCUCUCGGCACCAACCACCCCUACCUCUGCCAUUUGUUCGUCACCUUCCAAACUGAUUCGCACCUGUUCUUCGUGAUGGAGUACCUGAACGGCGGCGACCUGAUGUUCCACAUCCAGCAGAGCGGCCGCUUCCCGGAGCCGCGCGCGCGCUUCUACGCCGCCGAGAUCGUCUCCGGACUCAAGUUCUUGCACAAGCGUGGAAUUGUUUAUAGGGACCUGAAGUUAGACAAUAUACUGCUGGAUUUCGACGGUCACGUGAGGAUAGCGGACUUCGGCAUGUGCAAGCUGCAGAUCUACCUCGACAAGACGGCAGACACCUUCUGCGGGACGCCCGACUACAUGGCUCCUGAGAUAAUCAAGGGUCUCAAGUACAGCCAGACUGUGGACUGGUGGUCGUUCGGCGUGCUGCUGUACGAGAUGCUGGUGGGGCAGAGCCCCUUCAGCGGCUGCGACGAGGACGAGCUGUUCUGGUCCAUCUGCAACGAGAUGCCCUCCUACCCGCGCUUCCUCUCGCAGGAGUCACACUCCAUACUUACUAGGUUGCUGGACAAGGACGCGCGCACGCGGCUGGGCGGCGUGGAGUGCAUGCACGGGGACAUUCGCGACCAGGACUUCUUCCGACCCAUACCCUGGGACAAGCUCGAGAGACGGGAACUCGACGCGCCUUUCAAGCCGAGAGUGCGCCAUCCCCUGGACACGCAGUAUUUCGAUCGCGCGUUCACGGGCGAGCGGCCGCGGCUGACCGCCAUCGAGCCGCAGGUCCUCCGCUCCAUGGACCAGGAGGCCUUCCGAGGGUUCUCGUACACCAACCCCAACGCCACCGAUCGGUAGAAUGCCGUUGGAAGACGGAUCCAACCGUCGGAAGAGGGAAGAGCUAUGGACUGUAAGAAACGUGUGUAGAGAUCGAGAUAGAUUCUCGAGUACCGUUGGAAGAUGGAAGAGUGCUAUUUGGACUAGGGAUGUUAUGUUGCUUCGAACUGGUGUCACCCGAAAAUUGAUUAUUUACUUGACAUGUGUUGCCUAUAUUUAGUUCCUUUAAAUUCAGUUUUAAAAAGAAAUAGGCAAGUUUUCUGGCGACGCAAAUUCGGAACGUAGCACCUCCAUCGUGGGUAUCGCAGACACAAUAGAUUUUCAAUUGUUAUGCGGCAGCCGGCUGCCGCUUGGGGAUUGUUGGGUUAAAAUUGUUUACUACAUAAGUGCUGCCACCUAAGUUCCGACCUAGUCCCUAUUAUCAUAAUGAUAUUUUAGCAUGAUGCUAUUUGAUGAGAGGAAGGUAUUUUAACAGCUCAACGUCGUAAAUUAGUAAGUUUCAGAGGAGUAGGUACUCAAUAACUAUUAACUACACAUAGUUAAACCAUUUUUCGAUAGAAAUCGGCAGACGAUGUAAAAAAGUUAGAACUGCCCAAAAUGAUUAGAAACAUGGUCAUCGGUCGCACUGUAUAAACUAUACUAAAAUAUGAUGAAUGAUGAAUAUUAAUUGUUGAUAUGUUUUUUCACAGAGCAAAUUAAAUAUUUUUGUCCAGUG
Aricia agestis (brown argus) is the source of this 5155-nucleotide messenger RNA. It is a transcript of the gene Pkcdelta, whose product is annotated as putative protein kinase C delta type homolog. The coding region runs from base 88 to 4461 and encodes 1457 amino acids. Lineage: Eukaryota; Metazoa; Arthropoda; Insecta; Lepidoptera; Lycaenidae. Gene Ontology annotation, molecular function: diacylglycerol-dependent serine/threonine kinase activity; ATP binding. The record is from RefSeq and is a predicted model, not a curated record. The transcript has 10 exons. Gene Ontology annotation, biological process: peptidyl-serine phosphorylation; intracellular signal transduction.